Aphanomyces astaci is the source of this 198-nucleotide messenger RNA. RefSeq lists its product as hypothetical. The coding region runs from base 1 to 198 and encodes 65 amino acids. NCBI's taxonomy places the organism in Eukaryota, Oomycota, Saprolegniomycetes, Saprolegniales, Verrucalvaceae. The record is from RefSeq and is a predicted model, not a curated record. The transcript has a single exon.
AUGCCUACCGAACCCAACCAACCAAGCGACAUCGACCGCGCCAUCUCGUUCGUCAAGCGCCCCUGCUCCCGAUACGUCUCCGAAAACGAGAUCCUCGACAUGAUUAUGGUCAACGCAAUGCUUCGCCAUGAAGGUACUGCUGCAGCCAGCCGCAAAGCCGCCCGUCUUCUGCGCCGCAAGGAGCAGUUAGUCCAAUAA